This is a messenger RNA of Suillus paluster, 1040 nucleotides long. Its product is annotated as hydroxysteroid dehydrogenase. Gene Ontology annotation, cellular component: peroxisome. NCBI's taxonomy places the organism in Eukaryota, Fungi, Basidiomycota, Agaricomycetes, Boletales, Suillaceae. The transcript is spliced from 9 exons. The coding region runs from base 34 to 942 and encodes 302 amino acids. The record is from RefSeq and is a predicted model, not a curated record.
UGUGAUUCUACGUCCUUCACUCUUCCCACCACCAUGUCCAAACUACCAGACAUCUUCACCGAUCCAGAGGACUCCCAACUCGUCGCCGACGCCAAGAAAGACAAACCAGAAGACCACGAGUUCACAUAUACCGAGCGCGACGUCAUUCUCUACAACCUUGGCGUCGGCGCGACCGCUAAAGACCUACAAUGGACGUACGAAAGCCACGACGAGUUUGCAGCGCUCCCAACGUUCGGAGUCAUUCCGCAAUUUGCAGCCAGUUCUGGUAUCUCACUAGGCUGGUUGCCGAACUUCAAUCCUGCUAAGCUUCUUCAUGGCGAACAGUAUUUGGCAAUCAGGAGCCCUAUACCUACAGAGGGUCAUUUUGUAAAUGAAACCAGGCUUUUGGAAGUCCUGGAUAAGGGCAAGGCCGCUUCGGUCACCACUAUAGUGUACACGAAAGAUGUAGCCACAGGCAACGUCAUCUUCGAAAAUCAAAUAACGGUAUUCAUUCGAGGCGCCGGUGGCUUUGGUGGCAAGCGUUCGGGUAAAGAUAGAGGUGCUGCCACAGCUGCAAACACACCCCCAAAGCGUCAACCUGAUGCUGUGAUCGAAGAGAAGACAAAUGCCUCGCAAGCUGCACUAUACAGACUAAGUGGGGACUAUAAUCCUUUACAUAUUGACCCCAGCUUCGCGGCAAUUGGCGGGUUCGAUCAGCCCAUUCUUCAUGGUUUAUGUUUCAUGGGGAUCGCAGGCAAGCAUGUCCUGCAAUCGUUUGGCGCCUACAAGGACAUCAAAGUUCGCUUUUCUGGUGUAGUAUUCCCUAGUGAGACGCUCAUUACUGAGAUGUGGAAAACAGGCAACAAGGUGAUCUUCUCCACCAAGACAAAGGAGCGGGGAACCACAGUGCUAGCCGCAGCAGCAGUGACACUUGUUAAUACCGAUACUCAGGCGAAGCUCUAAAGCUUCUUAACGUUCAUGUAUGCUGACACUGGAUCGACACUUUGAGAAGGAAGUCAAAAAUGAAUAACAUUGGCAUGUAUCAUAACUGAGCUAGAAGC